Molecule: messenger RNA, 2007 nt
Organism: Meloidogyne enterolobii
Lineage: Eukaryota; Metazoa; Nematoda; Chromadorea; Rhabditida; Meloidogynidae
Source: the annotation of a GenBank genome assembly
AUGGCCUUCAAUCAAAUUUCAAUUUCUGAAUUUCCUCGUUUACUUUUGUCAAUCCCUACUCGUUCUUCUGAUUUAUCCCUUCAAAUUUCUGCCUGUUUAUUAUUUGAUAAACAAAUUGUUGCUUUAAAUAAAGAUGAAAAAAGUUUAGAAUUUUUUGAUUUGGAAAGUGGGGGACAGACAAAAUUAAUUGAAAAUGAAGAAAAUUGUUGUCAAUUUACUGAGGGAAUUGUUGAUUUUGUUUAUGAUUCACCAUAUAUUUUGGCAAUUUUAUGUACUAAUUGUAUUGAAAUACGUUUAAUAACUCCUUCAAUUUUUAUUCAAAAAAUUAAUUUAAAUAAAGUUUUUAUGUUAAAUAUUGGAAGAAGGUUUGAAAAAUUUUUUUUUAUUUUUAAAAUAAUUUUUAGAGGUUCAAUUUAUGCAGCAAAUGAUACACAAGCUUGGAAAUUAAAUACACAAAAUAAACUUAGGGAUAAUUUAAAAUUUUUAAAUUUAAAUGGACACCACGAAAUUGCUUUACAAAUUGCUAAUGUUUAUUCUGAUGUUGUAGAUGAAAAAGAAAUUGUUAAUUUAAAAAAGUCAAUUGCAGCUAAAUCUUUUUUGGAGAGAAAAUUUUCUAAAUGUUUUGAUAUACAUGCUGAAUUAAAAACUGAUCUUCUAUUUAUUAUUAAUUUAUUUCCAAAAUUUCUUCCUGAAAAAUAUUCUUGUUCAACCGAAAAAUUUAUUAAUGAAAUUAAAUUGUAUGGAAUUUCAAAUGAAGAAAAUUCUUUGGAUGAAGAAGAAAUUCAUAAAAAAGCAGUUGAUGCCCUUAUUAAAUUCAUUUCAAUGAAAAGACAAGAACAUUCAAAGCCAAUUAAUUUACAUUUUUUGGAUUACAAAGAAGAAAGAAAAGAAAAUAUUCUUUCAACAAAUUCAUUAAAACGACAUGAAGUAGCGUUGGAAUUAAUUGAUACUGUUCUGUUAAAGGCUUAUUUAAUGAUAAAUCCAAAACUUAUCGGUCCAUUAUUGAGACUUAAAAAUUGUUGUUGUAUUAUUUCUGAAGCUGAAAAAGAUUUGAAAAAAGCUGGAUUGUUUGAGGAAUUGCUAAUUUUAUAUGAAAGGAAGAAAAUGUUUAGAAAAUAUCUCGAAUAUUUUCAAAGAGAAGUUAAAAAACCUGAAGCAGCUACACAUGCCCAUGGAAUUGAAAAAAUAGCUACUUUCUUAAUGAAAUUAAAAUCUGAACAACUUUCUUUAAUUUUAGAAUUUUCUCCAAUUGUUUUGGCUGAAGAUAUUGAAUUGGGUGUUAAGAUUUUUACGGGUAUUGAUUCUUCCGUAGAUGCAAAAAAUUUUGAUAGAGAUUCUGUUUUACAAUUUUUGAAGCGACAAUUUCCUGCUGCUGUUAUUCCUUAUUUGGAACAUAUAAUUUACGAAUGGGAAGAUAAAAGGCCAAAAUUUCAUGAAGAACUUGUACUUCAAUAUAUUACUAGAAUUAAAUCUCUUUUAUCUCAAUUUGUUAAAUUACCCGUAAAUAAUCAAUUUAUGCGUUCAUUAUCUUCAAAUGAUGAAAAUAUUGAUAAUAAUGAAUUGGUAAUUUUAAGAAGAAAACUUAGAGCAUUUUUGGAGACUGAUAAAUAUUAUACAGUGAAGGAUACGUUGAAGUUAAUUGAAAAAGAUGAAGUUUUGGCCGAUGAACAGGCAAUCCUUUAUGGUCGGCUAGGUCAACAUAAAGAAGCCCUUUCAAUUUAUACAAAUAAAUUAGUUGAUUUUGCUGCAGCAGAGAGACAUUGUUUAAUUUAUUAUAACGAAAACGAUUUAAAUAAUUCUCAAAUUUUUUACAAUUUAUUUUGUUCUUAUGUUUCUGGUGGAGAUGAAAUUAAUAGAAAAAAAUCGAAAGAAAAUGGAGAAAAACAAAUUGUAUCAGUAGAACAUUCUCCACAGAAAAGGCCAAAUAUAACAGAAGCUUUGAAAUUGUUGAGGAGACACGCAAAUAAAAUAAAUAUUGGUUUGUUUUUGGAAUGUUUUUUAAGGUAG